Trichobilharzia szidati is the source of this 1817-nucleotide messenger RNA. NCBI's taxonomy places the organism in Eukaryota, Metazoa, Platyhelminthes, Trematoda, Strigeidida, Schistosomatidae. The record is from the annotation of a GenBank genome assembly.
AUGAAUCGUUCCUCGAAAUUUAUUCUCUCUAACAAUAAUAAUAAUACUAAUAAUAACAGUAGUAGUAAUACUAAUGCUAUAGUUACAACUGGUAGUAUUGGCACCAGUGGAUCAUUGAGUCAGAGACAAUUUAAACCGGAUCAUUUUAUAGACUCUGUACCUAGUCCAGAAUUACUACUAUUUCUUUCAUCUAACAACAAUAAUAAUAGUAAUAAUAAUAAUAUUAUUAAUAGUUCAAAAACACAUCCAGCAACAGCGCCUAUGACAACAACAACAACAACAGAUUCAGAUUUAUCUCAUUGUUCCUCUUCUACUUCUAAUUCUAAUAUUUCUUAUGAUUUACAAUCCUAUUCUUCUUCUUGUUCCUCCUCGUCCUCUUCUGCUGCUGCAAAGAUGUGUGCACGCACAAAUAAAUCAAAAAUGCAUUUCUCAGAUUCAUUUACACAAAUCCAAUUCGGUGGUCAAUCAAAUAAUCCUUGUCUUGAUGUCUUAUCAUCGUUUGAUGAUAAACCUGAUGAAUCAAGUACUACGGCUACUACUAUUACUACUACUACUAGUAGUCAUUCACCGGUUGACUUUUUAUCUACUCCUCUUAAACGAGUGCGCCAUCUUUAAAAACUUAUAAUAAUAAGCAGUAAUGCAAUACAAAACGAAAAUAUGCAACACAACUAAAAUCUAGAUGUCUUAUUUUCAGAUUAUAUUCGUAUCAUAUAAAUACAUAUAUAUAUAUACAUAGACAUGUACUGUACUGUGUGCUUUUAUUUUGUCCCUGUUAUUUUAAAGAAUACAUUUAUAUAUAUAUAUAUAUAUGCUUAUAUUGUAAUCUAUCUAUCUUACUAGAUAAACCAAAUUAAAUAUUGUUGUAUUUUGCACAUUUUCUUUAUCCUAUAGAUACUAAGUACCCCGUUUUCUUUUGAAUAAUCUCAUGCACUUCCGUAUUAUACAUAUAUAUACACCACACACCAUACAUCAGUCAUCACUUGAGUAUUUUUCAACAGUUCAGCCAUAGUUCAAAACUUUCAUUCAGCCUUUCUUUAUAUAUUGUGUGUAACCCUUAUCUUCUUAUUGUUGUUCUCCUUUCCAGAUCAGAUUUUCGCAUUAUUUAUGUUUCUUUUAUGUUUGUUUUACUUUUUUGGGUUUUUUUUUAAAUUUUAUUCACUCGUUUGUCACACAUAUCUUUGUUAGUCAUCCCUAUAUGAUCUUUACUCACAUAUAUACAUAUACAUAUAUAUGUAUGAAAUGGAGAUUACUCACUACAGAUAAUAAUAGUUAUUAUUAUAAGUAGAAUAAUAUAAUAAUAAUACAUAUUUACACAUAUAUUUUCUUUUAUUUUUGUCCCCCUUGUCCAUUUCUAGAAAAAGAAGUCACUUCGUUAUAUUUUAUUUCAUUUUUCAUUUCUUGGUCCUGUUUUAUUUUGAGCCCUACUCAUCAUCUUACUGACAUACAUUCAUGCAUACAUACAUACAUUUUGUUUUUUGUUCCUAUCCAUUGAACAUUGAAUUUGUUUUCAUCGCCGCCUUAGGACUCUAUUUCUAUGAAGCGCCAUGCCAGUUGUACUUUCAAUUUAAGAUAUUAUUAUCAUUAUUACUAUUUUAAAUUUGUUUUAGUCUUUCUGUUAUUCGUUUGUUUAUUUUAUUUUCCACCCCUCCUUCGUUAGUUCGUUUGUUUGUUGUCUCUCUUUGUUUUUUUUUGUCUUGUUUAUUUGUUUGUUUGUCUGUUUCUGUAAAACCAAAUAAACUGUAGAUAAAUCUACUGAGAAGAAAAAUAAUAACAACCAAAGGUGGUAUGUUGUUGUUCACUGGGUAACCGUUUGUCAG